Messenger RNA from Arachis ipaensis, 1074 nucleotides. NCBI's taxonomy places the organism in Eukaryota, Viridiplantae, Streptophyta, Magnoliopsida, Fabales, Fabaceae. The record is from RefSeq and is a predicted model, not a curated record.
AUGUUGACAUAUAACCAUCCACUUCCUCCGGAUUGGUACAACGAUAGGGUGGAGGAGCAUUUACGACUUACCGGUUUCUAUCAUGUAUCUCAGAUUGGGAUAGUGCAGUGUCAGAAAGCAUUGGUAAAUGCUCUAAUCGAACGUUGGCACCCAGACACACAUACGUUUCACCUUCCCAUUGGUGAAUGUGCCGUGAAUUUUGAAGAUGUGGCUCUAAUUCUUGGUCUUCCCACAGAUGAUCUUCCAGUCACAGGGAUGACAAUGAGUAGUUUUGAAGCCAUGGAGGUGGAGUAUGGUCCACUAACACUUCUGCUCGGUUGGGCUUGGAUGCGACUGCCAUAUCUAUCGCCGCUUCCUAGAGAAUCCCGCAAUUUUUCGCUAGCAAACAGGUGGCGUAACUGGGAGCGUGGUGACCGACGAUAUAGAUAUCUGAAGCUAGAUCACUUUAGGAAGGCCUUUGAUGAACUUCAGGAAGGCCAGUUUGCCUGGGUUGCUUAUGCUGUGGAUCGUGUGGAUCCGAACAUAAUUUCUGUUGAAAUCUACAUGCAAUCGGUUGUCUGGAGCGCUACAGUUCCAUUGGUGUCAUUUGAAUGUAUCGAGUGGCAUGCCACCGAUAGGGUUAGGCGACAGUUCGGUUUCGUUCAGGGAGUACUUAAUCAGGAGCGGAAUCUGGAUAAGGCGCAUGGAGAGGUUCUGACUGGUCCUAAGAAUCUUAACUGGGCCACGGCACCGAGUCAUUUAAUUUGGGUGAUGCAUUGGACAAAAAGGUAUCACUACGUUCUUUCUGAGCUUCCCAUGCCUUCACAGCAUCCAUUGAAUAGUUACAUGAACUGGUACCGAGCAAAAUUUGGGGACCGCUUAGCCUUGUCGAAUCUUGUGGGUGAAGAGAAUGAUGAAGGUAACCAGGACAUGGAUGUGGGUAAUGAGGAUAUGGAUGAGGGUAAUCAGGAUACCGAUGAGGGUAGUCAGGAUAUGGAUGAUGACAAUGAAGAACAGGAGCCACAUAUAUCACCUCCAAAUCUGCUUCCACAAGAUAUAUCUCAGUCCUUAACCCAGUAUCUACCUCAGACAUAG